This is a messenger RNA of Laccaria bicolor S238N-H82, 3867 nucleotides long. RefSeq lists its product as uncharacterized. Gene Ontology annotation, cellular component: plasma membrane. The transcript is spliced from 17 exons. The annotation marks the transcript as partial. Gene Ontology annotation, molecular function: magnesium ion binding; ATPase-coupled intramembrane lipid carrier activity; ATP hydrolysis activity. Gene Ontology annotation, biological process: phospholipid translocation. NCBI's taxonomy places the organism in Eukaryota, Fungi, Basidiomycota, Agaricomycetes, Agaricales, Hydnangiaceae. The record is from RefSeq and is a predicted model, not a curated record.
AAAUUUGCCGCGUUCAAGGUCGAAGAUCUUUUCGCGCGAAAGACAGAGCCAGGUCCUCAACGUACCAUUUUUGUGAACGAGAACCUCCCCGAUGACUAUCGUGACCACCGGGGACGGGUGAAACGCGAGCAUGUAUAUGCCACAAAUCAAGUUAUCACCUCAAAGUACACUAUCAUCACCUUCGUACCCAGGAAUUUACUAGAGCAAUUUCGACGUGUCGCAAACAUAUUCUUCCUCGGAAUAGCCAUCCUGCAGUUUUUCAACAUAUUUUCAACCAUCUCGCCCGGGCUUGUUCUCCUCCCACUUCUUAUCGUCCUAUCUAUAACUGCUAUUAAGGAUGGGUACGAGGAUGUAAAGAGACAUCAGUCUGACCGCACCGUUAACCACUCCAUGAUUCGCGUUCUCGCUGGGGGUAACUGGGUCAAUCCCAAUGCCAUGCAAAAGAAGAGCAAGACGUUUGUCCGGGGGUUGGUGCCAAGACAGCGCCCCAAAAUCAAAAAGGUGUUGACGUCCAAUUCGAACGGCGAGGAACUUGCAGGAGUGACAACUGCUGCAACUGCAGUCUCAGAACAUGUCGAGUACGAUGAUCAAGUGGAAGAGGCUCAUAUGCUUCCUACCGUCUUUGCGCACGACGGUACGGACCGGCUUCGGCCGCAUUGGAAGAUGACGCCCUGGGAAAACGUGGCUGUCGGUGAUUUCGUAAAGAUCAUGAACAACGAGUCCUUCCCUGCCGACAUCCUCAUUUGCUCGACGUCAGAGGACGAGAACGUGGCGUUCAUAGAAACCAAAAAUCUGGACGGCGAGACCAACCUCAAAUCCCGCAACGCGGUUCCAGACCUGACUCAUAUUCGCAGUGCAGCGGAUUGUGCGUCCGCGCAUAAUAAAUUUCGGAUUGAAUGUGACCGGCCUGAUGUGAACAUGUACAAGCUCAACGCGGCUGUGAAGGUUGGCAAGGAGGUAUUCCCUGUGGACAUGCAAAUGGCUUUGCUGAGGGGCACUGUGUUGAGGAAUACAGAAUGGGUGAUUGGCGUGGUUAUGUACACCGGUCAUGAUACCAGGAUUGUGAUGAAUUCCGGUGUUACUCCGAGCAAGAGAAGCAAAGUGGAGCGACAAAUGAAUCCGCAGGUGUUCAUAAACUUGAUCAUUCUGGCUAUUAUGGCCGUGGUUUGUGGUGUUGUCGAUUCCGUUCUUGAGCACCGAUAUUUUCCAAGGGGUGCUCCUUGGCUCUAUGGUGAAACGCUGUCGGACGACAAUCCCUCUAUCAACGGACUGAUCACAUUCGUGUUCGCCCUAAUCACGUUCCAGAACAUCGUUCCCAUCUCGCUCUACAUAUCGAUUGAGUUUGUUCGAACGUGUCAGGCAGCUUUUAUCUAUUUCGAUACCGAUAUGUAUUACGAAAAAACGGGCCAGCCAACAAUAGCCAGAACGUGGAAUCUGACGGACGACCUUGGCCAGAUUGAAUACAUAUUCUCGGACAAAACUGGUACACUUACGCAGAACUUGAUGAUCUUCCAAAAGUGCUCCAUUGGCGGGAAAAUCUACAACGGCAAUCCGGAGGAGGAAGAGGAAAUAAAAAAAGAACCCCCAGUUUAUCCUUCCGAAAAGGACAGCAAAGACAUUCCACUCGUCGACAUUCCGUCGUCUUCCGCUGGCUCCUCCACAAGGGUGGACAAAACGGGCACCAGGGAUUCCGCCGUUCCGGCCAUGAAAAAGGCUUCUAACCAGCCUCUACGCCACUUCCGCGACGGCGAGCUCUCCCAGGACUUGAGGGAGGCUGUUCACGUCGACCCUAACACUCCGAAUGCCGCUCAUGCCCGACAGCUCAAUGGAUUUUUCACCGUUUUGGCGCUCUGCCAUACAGUGUUGACAAACAUUGAUCCAGUGACGAGGAAGAUUGAAUACAAGGCACAGAGUCCGGACGAAGCUGCGCUGGUAGAGGCGGCCGCAGACAUGGGGUUUAUUUUUAGGGGGCGAGAUAAGGAGGUGUUACUUCUACAGACACCGUUUUCUCACAUGGCUCACGGAGAUGGGGUCGAACGAUACGAGCUCUUGAACAUAUUGGAGUUUACGAGCGCCAGGAAGAGGAUGAGCGUCGUUAUAAGGAAGCUGGAUGAUGAUGGGAGGAUAUUUUUGUUGAGCAAGGGCGCGGAUAAUGUGAUUUUUGAGAGGCUGAAGCCGGGGUCUGGGGAGGAGUUGAAGGCGGCCACUGAGAAGCAUUUGGACGAGUUCGCCAACCAGGGAUUGAGGACCCUGACGAUGGCUUAUAAGGUCAUCGGAGAGGAGGAAUACCGGGAAUGGAGCGAACGCUAUCAUGCAGCCACAGUAUCAAUGGAAGAUCGCGAGGGGAAAGUUGAACUGUUAUGCGACGAGCUUGAGCGGGAUCUUCGCCUCCUUGGCGCUACAGCCAUUGAAGACAAGUUGCAAGAUGGCGUUCCCCAAACCAUUGCAGAUCUCAAGAGGGCAGGUAUCAAGAUGUGGGUGGCUACAGGCGACAAACUUGAGACGUCCAUCGCCAUUGGCCACAGCACAAACCUCAUUGCCAGAGACUCCAACAUCAUCGUGGUCCGCGGAAACCAAUCCGGGCGACCUGUCUAUGACCAGCUCGUACAUGCUGCUGAGGAGUUUUUCCCGGACAGUGGCAUAUUGGAUGGAGAAGUGCCUCUUGCUCGUCCGUCAACUGCAGACUCGACGUAUAGUCACCAUCCUACGAACGGUGGGCACCUGCACAGAACGCAAACGGGCAUGUCGUCAAUUGUUGGAGCUAACAACGGAGAACGACUUGGUGGAUUUGUAUUGGUCAUUGAUGGGGCGGCGUUGGACCUUGUUUUCGAUGAUGAGAGCAGUAAAAACCUCCUUCUCAGACUCGCCAUGUUGUGCGAGAGUGUCAUCUGUUGCCGUGUAUCGCCGUUGCAGAAGGCUCUUAUUGUGCUGCUGGUGAAGGAUGGAAUCGGAGCGAUGACUCUUGCCAUUGGCGAUGGAGCCAACGAUGUUAGCAUGAUUCAAGCUGCUGAUGUGGGCGUUGGCAUCUCAGGUGAAGAAGGUUUACAAGCCGUCAACUCGUCAGAUUAUGCGAUUGCUCAGUUCCGUUUCCUAAAACGAUUGAUCCUGGUCCAUGGGCAUUGGUCAUAUGCACGAAACGGGAACAUGAUCUUGAAUUUUUUCUACAAGAAUAUAGUUUGUAUCGGUGUAUUGUGGUGGUUUCAAAUCUAUUGUUUCUGGAGUUCCGCUUAUGUAUUCGAAUAUACCUACCUCCUAUUCUGGAACUCAUUCUGGACGAUUGCGCCUGUCAUUGGUAUUGGCUUGUUUGAUCGGGUAGCUGAUGAUCAUGUCUUGAUGGCCUUGCCUGAACUUUACUGGUAUGGACGUGAGGGGAAGUGGUUCGGGAUUCGGGACUUCGCGAUUUACAUGUUCGACGGGGUUGUGCAGUCUGCUAUCAUCUUCUUCCUCAUUCUCUAUACGUAUUUCUCUACGUCUAGCCGUACUACUGGCUGGGCGGUUAGCACAUACGAAUUUUCAACGACUAUGGCAUUUGCUGCUGUAUUUACCGCAAACUUUUUCAACGGUCUUAACACGAACGUUUGGACCGCCUGGGUGUUCUUCGCCGUGUUUAUUGGAGACUUCCUGAUAUUGGUGUACACCGCCGUCUACAAUACUAUCUCACCUGGAUGGAUCGUUACUCCCGUGUUCGGCAACAAUCACUUCUUGUUCCCAUCAGCAUAUUUCUGGCUUUCCCUUCCACUCACCAUCCUCCUCGCCCUUCUGCCACGAUAUCUUUGGAAAGCCUGGAAGUUCGGUUUCCACCCGGACGACAUGGACACCGUUCGUUACAUUCACAAGAUGGACCCCACAAGAGAUUUAUCGCAGGAC